AUGUCGUAUGGGUUGGGGACGUUUAUGCUUUCAUCGCUUCUCCCCUUCUUUCUCCAUACUGUUUCUGCUCUCAAUGUCCCACCCUCUUUCGAGAACGUGGCAGUCGUCCGCACGAUAGAAUUGGGCGGGUCCUCAGUCCACGUCACAACCUCGAUUUCUGCGCGUUCCCUAGCAAACAAUAACGCGAAAUAUUUCUUUGUGCUAUCGAAGGAACAAGAUGACCUCACCAAGUGGAUCGAGGCAAGGCCAUUCGUGUAUUACUCCGUCAAUAUUCCCGACACUUUGGGAGUGAAUGAAACAAUCACGCUGCUUGUCAACACUAUCGAGGCGCAUGCAACUACACCGUUACCCGCGACUGCGAAGCAAACUGGCGCUUACGUGCUUAGUCCCUACGCCUCGCUUUCUCAAAGGACUAAGCUGCGGUCGCCAAGUCCUACGAUCCAUUCGUAUUCAGAACCAUCCUCACUCUCGUCUUAUGCCUCCAACGUACCAGUGACCAAGUCAGGGGCAGUUGUUACCUAUGGACCAUUCCAAAACAUUCCUCCAUCUGCGGAUAAAGCCUUCUUCAACAAUGUCCAAGAAAUUGUGAAGAUUCACUAUGUGUAUGACCAACCAAUCCUCACUGUGUCCUCCCUCAGGAGGACAGCAGAGAUUAGCCACUGGGGAGACAACCUGAACAUCCAGGAUGACAUAAAAUUGCUCAAUGAUGGCGCUAGACUAGAGGGCCAAUUCUCUCGCAUUGACUAUCAACGCCAAAAUUUCUUUCAGAAAGGGGGAAGCUCUAUUCUUCCUGGCUUCACCAUUCAACUCCCUGCUGGAGCUAGGGACCCGUACUUCACUGACAUUGUUGGCAACGUGUCGACCUCCCGUUUUCGACCUGCGCCACCGAAGUCAAACGGCAAGGGAGCUUCUGACAGAAAUAGUAUUUUGGAGGUCAAGCCUAGAUACCCUCUUAUCGGUGGCUGGAAUUACACAUUUCGGCUCGGAUGGGAUGCUCCACUCGGGGAAUCCACCCUGUAUAUUGCUGCCAUACCUUUCUUCACCCACAUACCGGGAUCGGUCGUUGACGAUGCUGAGGUCAAAAUUAUUCUCCCUGAGGGCGCUACCGACUCCAACGUUUACGUUCCAUUCGCCGUUGACGAGUUGUAUCGGGGCACUCAUGGACGUCCUUCCAUAAUUCUUAAAAAGCGCGGACUGACUGUGAAGCAUACUGGAUUGAUAUAUGUCUCAUACUCAUUGUCUCUCACUGCACAUCUGAACAAGGUGGCCGCUGUAGCCUCUGCUUCCUUCAUUCUUUUCGCAAUAGGUUUGGUAUUGAGACGAACAGACACCACCAUUCACAGGAGCAUAUAGUCAGACGUGAUACUACUUGCCACGUUUCGGUUGGCAUUCCCUGUUAAUAAAUCCUAUGAUUCCUCUCCAUGGUGUUUGAGCUUAGGAACCAUAUGUAUAGAGAUUUUUUUAGCACAUUCCUGCGACUAAAAUGUCGGAAAACCUCGAUAUCCAUCAAAAUGCAAAUUUUGACGUUAAAACCCCCC
This is a messenger RNA of Cantharellus anzutake, 1538 nucleotides long. Its product is annotated as oligosaccharyl transferase alpha subunit. NCBI's taxonomy places the organism in Eukaryota, Fungi, Basidiomycota, Agaricomycetes, Cantharellales, Hydnaceae. Gene Ontology annotation, cellular component: membrane; oligosaccharyltransferase complex. The transcript has 9 exons. The coding region runs from base 1 to 1353 and encodes 450 amino acids. The record is from RefSeq and is a predicted model, not a curated record.